Molecule: messenger RNA, 5674 nt
Organism: Artibeus jamaicensis (Jamaican fruit-eating bat)
Lineage: Eukaryota; Metazoa; Chordata; Mammalia; Chiroptera; Phyllostomidae
Product: zinc finger protein 62-like
Exons: 10
Coding region: 344-3730 (1128 amino acids)
Biological process (GO): negative regulation of transcription by RNA polymerase II
Molecular function (GO): DNA-binding transcription repressor activity, RNA polymerase II-specific
Source: RefSeq, a predicted model, not a curated record
GAAGCUGAAGCAGUUUGCGGAAGUGUAACGUUUAGGUUCUCCUAGCAGGGUGGAGAAAAUCAGAGAGAAAGGGAGUCAUUGCCCAAGUCAAGAAGUGAGAACAUUGCCAGCACUUCAGUGGUGUUCUGUGAGCCCCAUUCCAAUGACUUCCUCAUACCCUAGGUCCAGACUCCCUGGGAGCAAUAGAAUUAUGUGAAGCAGGAGGAAGUUGCAGGGUUGGGUAUCAGCACGUCUGGGGACACACCUAACUGAAGACAGAUUUCUGAACAGAAAUUUAGAGCAGACCUAGAACACACCAAGACAGAGCCUUCCUUUGCCAAAUCUUUGCAGAGAACAGAAGAAAAUGCUCCAGACUCAGGAAUCUCUGACAUUUCAAGAUGUGGCCGUGGACUUCACCUGGGAGGAGUGGCAGCUCCUGAACUCUGAUCAGAAGGACCUGCACAGAGACGUGAUGUCGGAGAACUACAGCAACCUUGUGUCAGUGGGUUAUGAAUCCAGCAAUCCAGACGUAUUCUCCAAGUUGGAUGACGGAGAAGCACCAUGGACAAAGGAAGGUGAAAUCCACUGUCAAAACCAUUCAGAAAUCUGGAGACCUGAUGAUCAUCUGCCAGAGCACUUACAAAAUGAAAGCAUGGACAAUAGCCUAGAACAAUGGCACAAAUGUAACACAUUUCAAAAUACUGUCCCUCAGAGCAGAACCUGUUCUCUGUUACUUAAAAACUGUAUGUUCAUCUCACAUGGAGAAAAUAUGAAAUUAAAUCUAUCUUUACUUAACCAGACUAGAAGCUAUGAAAUUAAGACUCCCACUAAGCCUUCUGGAGAUGGGAAAUCCUUUUUCCACGCUAACAGUGAACAUUUUCAGGGUGAAAUGAAAUUACCCCAAAACCAAAAACUCAUCAGCACUAAGUCCCAACUCAUGAAACAUCAGAAACCUCAAAAAAGAGAGAAACCACAUCUAUGUGGUGAAUGUGGCAAAGCCUUCAUGAAGAAGUCUUGGCUCACUGAUCAUCAGAUCAUUCAUACAGGUGAGAAGCCCCAUCAGUGUAGUCUGUGUGGGAAAGCCUUCUCCAGGAAGUUCAUGCUCACUGAACACCAGAGAACACACACAGGAGAGAAACCUUAUAAAUGCUCUGAAUGUGGCAAAGCCUUUCUCAAGAAAUCACGGCUCAAUAUACAUCAAAAAACACACACAGGAGAGAAACCCUUCGUAUGCAGUGAUUGUGGGAAAGGCUUCAUCCAGAAGGGCAAUCUCAUUGUACAUCAGCGAAUUCACACAGGUGAGAAACCUUAUAUAUGCAAUGAAUGUGGCAAAGGCUUCAUCCAGAAGACAUGCCUCAUAGCACAUCAGAGAUUUCACACAGGAAAGACACCCUUUGUGUGCAGUGAGUGUGGAAAAUCCUGCUCCCAGAAGUCAGGUCUCAUUAAACAUCAAAGAAUUCACACUGGAGAGAAACCCUUUGAAUGCAGUGACUGUGGAAAAGCCUUCACCACUAAGCAGAAGCUCAUUGUCCAUCAAAGAACUCAUACAGGAGAGAGACCCUAUUCCUGCAACGAGUGUGGGAAAGCUUUUGCCUACAUGUCAUGCCUUGUGAAACAUAAAAGAAUACACACAAGAGAGAAAUGUGGUGAUUCAAUCAAGGUGGAAAAUCCUCUCACAGAAAGUCCCAGCUCAUCACUGACCAGUGUGGUCCUGCAAGAGAAAAACUUUGUUAAUGCAGUGGCUACGCAGGUGCCUUCUGUGGCCCCUCAGACAGCAUUAAACAUCAGUGGGCUCCUAUCAAACAGAAAUGUAGUCAUAGUGGGCCAGCCUGCGGCCAGAUGUGCACCCUCAGAAGGAUUUGCACAGGAUAGAAACCUUAUGAAUGCAGUGAGUAAAGACUCACCUUCAGUCGUCAAUUACGUGUUACUUUAUGUCACAGGAAACCAAUAUCCUGAAGCCCGGACUCUGCUUUUGUACGGCACUCAGGUGUCCCAACAUGGCGUCCCCCAUUGGGGGCACCGCGACAUUGGCGCGGACAUAUUGCUAACGAAUACGGAAAUGGUUGACAAGUUUAUUCAAACGCCUGUGAUUGCCCUCGGCUACCGUAGUAGACGGAGCAGGACCAGCGCAGAAGUUGAAGCAGUUGCGGAAAUACAACAUUUGUGCUCUUCCUGUGGGUCUGGCGAAAAAUUCAGCAUGAUGUUGUUACAGGAAUCUCUGACAUUUCAAGAUGUGGCCGUGGACUUCACCUGGGAGGAGUGGCAGCUCCUGAACUCUGAUCAGAAGGACCUGCACAGAGACGUGAUGUCGGAGAACUACAGCAACCUUGUGUCAGUGGGUUAUGAAUCCAGCAAUCCAGACGUAUUCUCCAAGUUGGAUGACGGAGAAGCACCAUGGACAAAGGAAGGUGAAAUCCACUGUCGAAACCAUUCAGAAAUCUGGAAACUUGAUGACCAUCUGCUGGAGAACAUAGAAAGUGAAAGCAUGGAGAAUAGCCUGGAACAAUGGCACAAAAAUAACAUAUUUGAAAAUGGUGUCCAUUGGAGCAAAAAUCAUUUUCUGUUACGACAAAAUCAUGGUACAUUUGACUCACAUGGAGAAAAUAUGAAAUCAGAUUUGUCUUUACCUAACCAGAGCAGAAGCUAUGAAAUCAAGAGGCCCACUGAACUUUCUGGAAAUGGGAAAUCCUUUCUCCAUGCUAACAGUAAACAGAAAUUCCUGGAAAUUCGAAAAUUCAUCGGCACGAAGUGCCAACUCAUUAAGCAUCUGAAACCUCAGAAAAUAAGGAAACAACAUAUAUGCAGUGAAUGUGGGAAAGCCUUUUUGAAGAAGUGUUUGCUUGAUGAUCACCAGAAUCUUCAUACAGGAGAGAAGCCCCAUCAGUGUAGUCUGUGUGGGAAAGCCUUCUCCAGAAAGGUUACACUGAAUGAACACCAGAGAUCACACACAGGAGAGAAACCUUAUGAAUGCAGAGAGUGUGGCAAAGCCUUUGUCACGAAAUCACGGCUCAAUAUACAUUAUAAAAUACACACAGGGGAGAAACCCUUUGUAUGCAGUGACUGUGGGAAACGCUUUAUCCAGAAGGGCAAUCUCAUGGUACAUCUACGGACUCACACAGGCGAGAAACCUUAUAUAUGUGACGAAUGUGGAAAAAGCUUCAGCCAAAAGACAUCUCUCACAACACAUCAGAGAUUUCACACAGGAAAGACACUGUUUGUGUGUAGUGAAUGUGGAAAAUCCUGUUCCCAGAAGACAGGUCUCAUUAAACAUGAAAGAAUUCACACUGGAGAGAAACCCUUUGAAUGCAGUGACUGUGGGAAAGCCUUUAUCGGGAAGCCGCAGCUUGUCGUACAUCAGAGAAUUCAUACAGGAGAGAGACCCUAUGGUUGUAAUGAAUGUGGGAAAUCCUUCAGAGCAAAGUCAGUCCUCAAUGGACAUCAGAAAAUUCACUCAGUCAAGGUGGUACAUCCUCUCACAGAGAGUCAAGUGUCAUCAAAGACUAGUGUGGUCCUGCAGGAGAAAAAUUUUGUUAAUACAGUGGCUAUGCAGGUGCCUUCUCUGUCCCCUCAGACAGCAGUAAAUGUCAGUGGGCUGCUAGUAAACAGAAAUAUAAUCAUAGUGGGCCAGCCUGUGGCCAGCUGUGCACCCUUAGGAGGAUUUGCACAGAAUAGAAAUUUUGUGAAUGCAGUGAGUAUGGACUCGCCUUCAGUAACCAAUUAUGUGCUAUUUUAUGUCACAGGAAACCAAUAGGAAAAAACUAGACACAUUGGUGUGCAAAGAUUUGAUCAAAAUUUUCUGCCUCAGGUUAUGGUUGAAAAGUAUAUACUGAGAGAAAUUGUAUAAAUGCUGAGAGUAGGAAGUCAUGAUAUUAUCAUUCUUUUAAAUAUGUGCAUUGAUGCAGAGGCAUAAUCUGAUGUUAACCUAGACACAUAUGUCGAUUGGUCUAUUAAAGGAAUGAAAGAGGCUAAGUGAAGCCAGUAAGUGAAGUUUUUUUAAAACAUAAAAGUUAUUUGUGUCUGGGAUGUUGCUAUGAAUAAAAAACCAGGAAGGAGGUUAUACUGGAUUGGUGGGAUAUGGAGCAUUUAUGUAUUAAUUCAGUUUCCCUAGACCAAAGUGAAGGAUUAAUUGAAAACUUGGAUGUCUACCAUAAACUCUUAGUGGUUUAUAUUAUGCAGAGGGAUUAUGAAAUAACAGGUUCAGAUUGAGUCAAUUCAUUCAUUUAUAUCAAGUUUUUGUCACAUAGUGCCCUUAUAUCUGGUUCUGUUCCAGGAGCUGAGGAUAAACUGGUGACCAAAACACCCUAGAUGUGUGGUUCAGUAGAUUGAGUGCCAGCCUGUGAACCAAAAGGUUGCUGGUUGAUUCUCAAUUAGGGCAUAUGCUUGGGUUGUAGCCAGAUCCCCAGUUGGGGGUGUACAAGAAGCAUUCAAUCCCCCCCUAAGAAGAAGCAUUUAAUCUAUGUUUCUUUCCCUCUCCUUCUCCCUACCCCUCUCUAAAAAUAAGAAAGAUGUAAGAAAAUUAAAAAAAUUUUUUAAUUGAAAAAAAGAAGAAAAAAGGGAAAAAAAUAUUCCAAAACAGAAAACCCAUGGUCUCCAGGGGAGAGCAUUAAGGUAGUUGGAUUAUCUUUAAGUGGUAUAUCUAUACUCCAGCUAAUCUAGUGAGAGGAUGUAAUUAUCUUUAUUAGGUGAAAUGGAUUGGAACAAUUGGUUCAAGGGGAUAUAACAAUUUACUGCUAAAGGAGCAUAUUUUGAGAGGUUGGGGAGGGACUCUUGAGUGGCAGUUAAGUACCACAAAAUACAAGUAAGUUAUUUUUUUAAGCCCAUUAGUUUUCUCCACAAGGACAUUAUAAAUUUUUAAAAAAUUUUAAUGGCUUUACUUAAAUUUUAAUUGUUUAAAAUAAUCGAACACCAAGGAAUAAAAAAGUCAGUUCCCCCUUUGCACUGACCACAUUUCACAUGCUCAGCAGUUAUGUAGGGAGUGGAUAUAGCAAAAUGAGCAAAACUGAAACCAGAAGAAAAAUUGCUAUCAUUUUCAUUGUAUCAGAAAAUAAUAUUGGUGAGUACUGGAUUUCAUAUUUUAUAUUUCUCAGCACAUUAAGACAACCAAAAUCCUAAUUACAUAUAGAUUUGGAAAGUCAAUGAAUGAACUAAGAGACUAAUCAAAAUGUAUUUUGUCACUGAUGAAAAGAGUUCUAAAGAAUAGAACUGUCACCUGAAAUUGUUUUAUGUGAAUGUGGGAUCAGAGAGGUUUAUUAACUGAUUAUAAAGAGAGCAGGAAAAGAAAAUAUUCCUAAAAUUAAUGAAACAGCAAACAAAAUGAGAAUCUUAGUUUCUAAGAAUGGUGGACAAUAUAAGAAAUGGGAGGUGACAUCUAUAUGGAAUGUUUUGGAGAUGAAUCUGUAGAUUUGCCCACAGGGCUAUCACCUAUCAAAAGGAUUAUAGCUCUUCUGGGACCUGCUGAAUUGAGACUUGUGAAUUCUAUCUCCCUCAUUUUAUCCCACUUUGUUGAGAGUGGGUUCUUUGCCUUGAUCCCAUGAGGCUGUAAUACCCUCGUUACAGUCUUAUUGAGGAAAAGAAAUGGAAAUUGGCUAAGCUGUGGCUGUCUCAGAAUUCAGUUGAAAUCCUGAUCAUUUUCUCCGAGAAAUAAAGUACCAUCCUGUGCAAACAUACACUUUUACACACAUGAUACAUCAGUGAA